Linepithema humile (Argentine ant) is the source of this 2828-nucleotide messenger RNA. RefSeq lists its product as uncharacterized. Gene Ontology annotation, cellular component: nucleus; cytoplasm. The record is from RefSeq and is a predicted model, not a curated record. NCBI's taxonomy places the organism in Eukaryota, Metazoa, Arthropoda, Insecta, Hymenoptera, Formicidae. Gene Ontology annotation, molecular function: mRNA binding.
CGUGCUCCUCGCAAUUGAUAUACCUGCGCUCAUCUCGUGUGUGCGCGACGCGUUGCAAAUCGAUAGCCGGAAAAAAGGAGAAAUAUGAAGCCAGUGCCUCUGUGAACACUGUGGAUAGCAUAAACGAAUGCGAUGCGUUCGCAUUUAUGUAAAAUAAUGCACGUUGCAUAACGUAAUUUUACGUCGCACUGCGGGGUCGUCGGGUCAGGGUCAUUUUUGUUUAUUUAUCCCGGAAAAAACAUCGUGCGAGGGUUGGCAUCCCUGACGCCUCCCUUUGUCGUAUACAUGCUUGCACAACGAUGUGUUUACGUUGUAAUUUGGGAAACGUUGCCUCCUUGUAAGGACGGACCACAUUUAACGUGUCUGCAGUAAUGAAGCGCGCGGUAUCGGAAGAAAACAGUGAAGCUAAAGGAACCUUUAUCAAGCAACCUUUGUCUAUCAACUUUGGAUAUGAUGCUGCCUAUGCCAACUAUACUUCGCCACACACUCCUUCCACUGUUGCUCAACCUCUACCGGGACAGCCACCUUUACCUCCUAUACCACCUCCACCAAGUGGAGUCCCACCUCCGCCUCAUGUAUUCGGACCAGUGCCUUCCCAAGUCGCUCCUAUUCAAGCAUGGCCACAUCCACAUGCUCAGUGGCAAUGGAUAACACCUCAAACAUCCCCUUUGCCACCACCAACUCCUCGGGAGAUUGAUGGAUUUUCAAGAGAGAUGCCUCUAAGAGGUAAUUAUGUACGCCGGGAAAGAUUUACUCACAAUAGAAGUAAUAUGUAUGUUCAGAGGAAUAAUUUUCACUGGAAAAAUAGAAGACUGGUGCGGUUUGGACAGUCACAGGGUCAGUUUGAGCAAGCUGCGUAUUUUGGGGCAACGUUGACGGGUGGUCUUGGUUUAGAAUGGCAAAGAAAUAAUUAUACCGCAACAACGAAUGAUGCAAUAAUAAAUCAUAUGGCCCUUCCUUUACCUAAUCAUUCCAUACCUCCCAUUCCACCAGGAAUCGUGAACAGCAGGCAUGGUGAAGAAACGGAGGAUCAGGAUGUGAAAAUUGAGAAAGUUAUAGUAAAGAAGAAGAAACAAAGAAAGCCAAUGCCUCAAAGCUAUCGCAGUAGACCGUGGAAUAAGGAGGAUGCAGAGAGAGCUCUGAGGGUUGAAAAUGAAUAUACGACAGUUAAAUCGCAGGAAUUAAUAAUUAAAUUUCCUGAUCCGGAGUUAAAUAAGGAUAUUGUUAAAUUAUUUCAUUCCGGUAUACAGAACAUACAUUUUCAAAAUCCUAGUAGACCGAGGUACUGUUUCAUCGAAAUGGGAAAAAAUGUGGAUAUUGAUGAUGCUAUAAAGGAAUUGGAAAAAGUUCAAUUUGGCGGCGGAAGCUUAAAAGUUGAAAGAAAGUCGUUGAGAGAUGAGGAUAAUCCAAUGCCUGAAGACAUAGAUCCUUAUACUUUAUAUAUAGGAAACUUGCCUGAAUCCCUUAAUGAAAAUGAGCUAAAAAGCAAAUUUCCAACAGCUGUACUAGUAGUAGGAUAUGCGCAAAAGAUGAGGAACACUCGAUAUGCUUUUGUAAGAUAUAAUAGCGUAGAUGAAUCAAUAGCAGCUUACAAACAAGCACAUGAAUUGAUGUGGGACACGAGGGGUAUUAUUGUCAAGUUUAGACGACUGCGAGGUAACGCUUGUAUUCCUGGAGAGCCCAAACCUAAUGUUAAGAAAGUAAAAGAGGAGCCAAAUAAUGCCACACAAGUGAAAACGGAAGGAAAUGCAAAUCAUAUUGAAUCGAAGUCUAAUAUUAAAGACUUAAAAGAGGAAGAGAAUAAUGUUGAUCAAGUAAAUCAAGAAGAUAAAAUUAAUCACGCGAACAAAUCGCCGACGAAACAAGACACAGAUAAGGUGGAAAAACGAGUGGAAAAACGAGUGGAAGAGCGAGUGGAAGAGCGAGUGGAAGAGCGAGUGGAAGAGCGAGUGGAAGAGCGAGUGGAAAAUGAUUCAAAUCAAACAAAAAGUAAAUCGGUUUCUCCAGUCUCUUCUCAAAAGCAAAACAAGAAUUCUCCUUCAUCUGCACCACCAGCUUCAAUUACUUCAGCUAAAACAGCAGAAGAGCAACAACAACAACCUUGGACAUCGCAACCUUUUCAAAUACCUUCAGCAUCGGAAGCUCCUCCGCCGUGUCCAAUUGAGACAGAAGCUGCCGAAAAAACAAUCAUUCUUACACAGAUUAAAGAGGAACCCCUGGAUUACGAGGAGGUGGGCAUGUCGUAUAAUAUCCGUUCGGACGAUGACGACGAUGAUGAUGAUGAUGAUGAUGACGACGACGACGACGACGAUGAUGAAGAACCGGAUGAAACUGAUGACGAUGAAGAACCGGAUGAAAAUGAUGAUUAUGAAGAAGAGAAAGAUGACUUCCAAAAGGAUGAUGACGACAACGAUGAAGCUGUCGAUGACGAUGAAAAUAUAAUUUUUAGUGAAAAACCGUCGGAAGCACAAGAUGACGAAGAACCAACCGAUCAUCUCGAUCAAAUGUUCAGCGAUUUGGAGAACAUGACAGGCGAUUUAAGUUUUUUAAAACGCUGAAUGAUUUAUAUAUCGUUUCAGUAGACUCAUAUUACGCUGAUCCAGUUUCUAUAAAAGUUAGUUUCGUAUGUAAUAUGUAAAUAUUACUUAUUACCUAACAUAAACAAAUGAGACUGCAUGUAUUUAAUAUAGUAAUAUAAGCAAUUAUUAUAGUCGUGUUUAAGCAUUUUGUAAUUAUCAUUUUUUCAACUGAAUUUUAAUGACUACCAGGCUUUGCAAAAGAUUAGAAAAUUAUGUAAGUUAUUAUACCAUUAAAAUUAUUAUUUUGUA